Molecule: messenger RNA, 2279 nt
Organism: Physcomitrium patens
Lineage: Eukaryota; Viridiplantae; Streptophyta; Bryopsida; Funariales; Funariaceae
Source: RefSeq, a predicted model, not a curated record
CUUGGGGUGGCGCUUUUGUGACAUCGAAUCUGUGGCGGUGUGACGUCUGUGUUAGGUGUGCGCAUCUAGCCUGCGUGGUGGGUGUAGAAGAGCGUGAUAUAGGUGGGUUAGGGAGAGGAAAGAGAAAUGGUGACUUAGGACAUGACGAGCUUGGUUGUGUGUUGGAAAGCUUUGGGUGGUGAUGGUCGAGGGCUGUUGAGCUUGGCUGAGGUGGCCGCUCCGUUUAGGGGAAUGAAGAGAGUGGGAACCGUUUGGAAGGCUCUGUUGGUGUUGGAAAGAUUAUUCUAGCUAAUGAUAAUGUCAGCACCAAAAACAUUCGAAUGUACCUGAAACUUGUUGCGGGUGUGGAUUUACUUCCAUUAUUUGUAUGUAGGAUUUUGUGUUUGUUCAGGAGGAUGUUGAAUCUUGCUGCUCUUCCUUGGCAGGUGUUUAUUUACAUCAGCUGUCUAGUUAUUAACGAGGACAUAGGUAAAGAUUGUGAGACCCACAAGAGUUCUCUACUUGCGUAGCUUUAGAGGUUUGAAAAUAUAGAAUAAUGGGCGACAAUAGUCCAAGGACGGAUACAUCGACUGACAUCGAAGGCGAUGCUAAGUUCGAAGAUGGACACCACACAAUCACGGGAGGCUCUAAUACUUCUGAUCACGAAGCGGGCAAUAAGAAUGGCGAUUCUAAGGCUCUCAGGCGUCUAGCGCAAAAUCGCGAAGCAGCCCGAAAAAGCAGGCUCCGGAAAAAGGCCUAUGUACAGCAGCUGGAAUCCAGUCGUAUAAAGUUGAAUCAGCUCGAGCUGGAACUCCAAAGAGCUCGACAGCAGGGUUUAUAUUUGGGACCUUCUUCCUACAGCGGCGAUCACAAUGCUCAUUCUGGUGGAGGUUCUGGGGGCACAAACGCAAACCUUUUAGGUCUUUCAAAGCACAUGCUUUCUGAAGGAGCUGCGGCGUUCGAUAUGGAGUACGGAAGGUGGGUUGAAGAGCAGCAUCGGCAGAUGAGUGAGCUCCGUGCUGCUUUGCAAGCGCAAGUCGCUGAUACUGAUCUACGAGUACUUGUGGACAGGGGUAUGAUCCACUAUGACGACAUUUUCCGACUCAAGGCUGUCGCUGCAAAGGUUGACGUGUUCCAUCUUUUCUCCGGCGUGUGGAAGACUCCUGUUGAGCGAUGCUUCAUGUGGAUAGGUGGCUUUCGUCCUUCUGAGUUACUGAAGACAUUAACACCACAAAUAGAGCCUUUGACUAAGCAGCAGUUAUUAAACAUCUGCAAUUUGCAGCAAUCUUCCCUCCAAGCCGAAGAAGCCCUUUCUCAAGGGCUGGAAGCACUUCAGCUGUCACUUUCUGAUACACUCUCUGGUGGUUCACUGGGCUCGUCGUCAAAUGUAUCUAAUUACAUGGAUCAGAUGGCUGGUGCUAUGACUAAACUUGGGACAUACGAAGCUUUUGUGCACCGGGCUGAUAACUUACGACAACAGACGCUACAGCAAAUGCACCGAAUAUUAACCACUCGCCAAGCAGCCCGAGGGCUCCUUGCAAUGGGCGACUACUUUGCUCGUCUUCGUGCUCUGAGCUCUUUGUGGUUGGCUCGGCCUCGUGAAUUAGACUAAUAUUAUUGCACCAGACAGCGAAGAAGUCCUUGACGCACACAUGACAGCCACAGCUGUGAACAAUCCUGAUAAGCUACCCAGAUUUUAUCGCACAUAAUGUCUGCGUGGUUUCAUCUCAGACAAGCUCCAAUGAUGAAGGGUUGUGAGGGUGGACGUGCAUUGCAACAAGGGCCAGGGGUGACAUGUAUUCGGUUGCAUUAUUCUACAUCAGGGCAAUUUAAAGGAAGAAAGAGGAAGGGAGAGCCAUAAGAUGCAUGGGUAGUCCUUAUCUGACUGGUGCAAGCACAUAACAGAUUCCAUCAAAUGAUUGGCUCGCCGUUUGCAUGGAUUCUUUCCAGAAGUCAAGAAUGCCACUUCUGGAUCAUUAUGCCAUCUAUGUAUGCGCUGCAUGUGUUAGGCAGUAUUCUUCUUCCGCAUCUGACUGGCGAUUACUGGCGCACUGAGAUGAUGUUCAUGCUCUUUUAGCUUAGACGCAGUUGCACACAAACAACUCUGCGCUCUUAAGUUCUCUAUGCAUUUGAAACAUGCGUAUGCUGCACACAUUUCUGCAGUCCUGGAAUUGAACUGAAGUUUGAGCCAACCAAAUGCUUUUUGAAAGCAGGCUUGAAGUACUUAGCGGUUUUUAACAGAAGAAUGUACCAACUAACUUCACACCACCACUUAAUUAUAUUGGAUUACGACUUUUUCA